Messenger RNA from Carassius gibelio (silver crucian carp), 2202 nucleotides. Its product is annotated as protein aurora borealis. Bases 107 to 1738 code for a protein of 543 amino acids. Gene Ontology annotation, cellular component: cytoplasm; nucleus. Lineage: Eukaryota; Metazoa; Chordata; Actinopteri; Cypriniformes; Cyprinidae. The record is from RefSeq and is a predicted model, not a curated record. Gene Ontology annotation, molecular function: protein kinase binding. The transcript has 12 exons. Gene Ontology annotation, biological process: regulation of mitotic spindle organization; activation of protein kinase activity; regulation of mitotic nuclear division.
CUAGCACCUCUUGAGCGAAAAUUAAACCAGACGUUAGAGCCAUACAGAGAUCACUGUUGUGCUGGUUUGAGUUUCGUUGCGUUCUCUACUGGACGCCGGUUUUAAGAUGGGAGACAUAGCAGAGAUUCACAUAACACCCGCGACUCCCGGAAGACCCGCUAUCCUGAACCCGUUUGAGAGCCCAAACGACUACCACCGUCUGCACGAGCCCCUGGUGCCCAGCCCGUCCGUGUUCACGAGCUCCUCGAGCUCCUCCGCGACACCAGCCAAGUUCAAAUGGUCCAUUGACGAAAUGGCAAAUUUACUUCCUGUGGAAAUAGACGCAGAGGACAUUCACCGCCAGGCUGUGUUUCUGAGCCAAGCCAGGGCAGAUGCUGAGAUUGAGGAAAAACGGCAGCACGCAAUUGAACAGUUUUUCACUAAAGGUGCAAUUGUUCCGUCUCCAUGGGGGCCACCGGCAGCGAAACAAUCUGUAAAAAUGCCACAUCAGAAAAGUCCUUUGUCCCCACUGGUCACAGAGGAGCUUCAGUCUUCAAAGAAAAUAAAUGCUAUCUGUCAGACGGUCCUCUCUCUACCUGUGGACUUCAAUCUUGAAAAAGUUCUGGGUGAUUACUACAGGACAGAAGAGUUAACCGAGCAGGUGCAGGAGAGCCUCAGCUCCUCUUCAUUGCGCCGGAAGCUGUUUCUCGAUGGCCAUGAUAGUGGCUCGGAGUCCUCUACCCCUUCCAGCCCAGACAGAUAUACCCACAGCGUCCCUCCCAGCAGUCGAGAGAUGAUGUCUUCUGUUAUCGUCUCUCCACUUCAGUGUGGCAUUCCAACUGGGACGCCCUUGUCUGGCCAGUUUUCUUCCAGUCCCAUCCAAGGCCAGUGUCGAGCACACAGUCUGGGCAGUGUCGCAAGUCCCAUGUUUUCAGAGAGAUCAUCGCCUGCUUUCAAGUCUCCUAUUCUGUCACCCAUCAGACUUCAACAUUCUGUGACGCCUGGAUCAGGUGAGAGGAAAAGGCUGUCGUUUCUGUCCCCCGACGGCAAUCCCAUGGGCAGCUCAGACAUGGACCUGAACCAAUGUGGAGAGAGCCCAUUGGUGGAGGGUUGUUCCCCUAUUCGAAGCUGCUCCCCCUUUCAGUCCCGACCUAGAGACAGAGCCUGCAUGUGGGCCUCUCCUACUCACCUGUCCCCUAUCCUCCAGGACAAGGAGAACUUCCAUCCCAAUGAACCUUUACCUACCAUGGACCUGGACGCUAACUCAACAGGACCUCAUGCUCCGAGAGAAGGACACCAAUCUGGGGGAAGUGAGUCUGAGGCCUCCGUGGCUGUCUCUGAGCAGAUGGAUCAAGACGAGCAGUUCAUGAAGGACGCUGGAGGAAAUGAUGAGACUGACAUAAGGGGAAAUGAGGAUGAGGUCAUCAGCAGGAGCAGAGAAGAGUCCUGUGGUUGGGUUCCUGAAGAGGAUACUGCGUCGUCACCAGUGAGACUGUCCAGCUCUCGAACAGGCAGUGUGCCUGACGCUGAAAGUACACACAUGUUUGUAUCCCUGCUAGCGGAAGGAAGCAUUACACCCUACGACAUUAGCAUGCAGGUGGAUAGCGGUUAUAACACUCACUCGGUGUGCACCACCAGCCUAAUGGACACCCUCAGUUCAGACAGCCAGAGUAAAGACUUGCUGGACACACACACUGCUGAAGAGGGUGUACCUUUCGCUAGAUACACUAAACCAAAGUUGCUCAUCCUACCGCAUUGAGAACAAAGGACAGAACAGGCACUUUAAACACUCUUACCCCCAAAGAUGUGGAGGAGACGCAGGGCACAUUGACACAUCAAGCUGGAUGGUGCUCAUAUGAAUGCUGAAUACUGUGGUUUUACUGUCUGAGCCUCAUGAAAAAGUUUUUGUACUGAUUAAUCUACAGUAUUAUUUAUUCUUGCUCCAAAAAUGAAAUAACUUUGGGACUGAGAAACUUGAAUUAGAUUGAAGAUUAUGUAUAGGUUUUACUGAUUGUGAAAUGUUGCUUUCCAAUUACUUAAAAGAGGGUGGCAGGUACGUAACCAUUUCCUCUAGCUGUUUUUAUAGGGCCUUUUUUUAAGAUUUUAAAUUUUAAGUCUUAAAAUUUAUUAAUUAAUUAAUCACUAACAAACCUAUGGGGAUACCACAAUGCAGACAUAUUAUGGCAACGUUUAUCUGAAUUGUAAUAAAACGUCUGGAUUAAA